GUUUGCUGGCUAUGCCUUCAAGAACCUGGGGAUCCCGAAAAAUUAGGGGAAUUUCUUCAGAAAGACAAUAUCAGCGUGCAUUAUUUCUGUCUUAUCUUAUCUAGUAAGCUGCCUCAGAGGGGCCAGUCCAACAGAGGUUUCCAUGGAUUCCUGCCUGAAGAUAUCAAAAAGGAGGCAGCUCGGGCUUCUAGGAAGAUCUGCUUUGUGUGCAAGAAAAAGGGAGCUGCUAUCAACUGCCAGAAGGAUCAGUGUAUCAGAAACUUCCAUCUGCCUUGUGGCCAAGAAAAGGGUUGCCUUUCACAAUUUUUUGGAGAGUACAAAUCAUUUUGUGAUAAACAUCGCCCAGCACAGAACAUCCAACAUGGGAAUAUGGGGGAGGAAAGUUGCAUCUUGUGUUGUGAAGACUUAUCCCAACAGAGUGUUGAGAACAUCCAGAGCCCAUGUUGUAGUCAAGCCAUCUACCACCGCAAGUGCAUACAGAAAUAUGCCCACACAUCAGCAAAGCAUUUCUUCAAAUGUCCACAGUGUAACAAUCGAAAAGAAUUUCCUCAAGAAAUGCUGAGAAUGGGAAUUCAUAUUCCAGACAGAGAUGCUGCCUGGGAACUCGAGCCAGGGGCUUUCUCAGACUUAUAUCAGCGCUAUCAGCACUGUGAUGCCCCCAUCUGUCUGUAUGAACAAGGCAGAGACAGCUUUGAGGAUGAAGGGAGGUGGUGCCUCAUUCUGUGUGAUACAUGCGGAUCCCACGGAACCCACAGGGACUGCUCCUCUCUUAGAUCCAACAGUAAGAAAUGGGAGUGUGAGGAGUGUUCACCUGCUGCAGCCACAGACUACAUACCUGAAAACUCAGGGGACAUCCCUUGCUGCAGCAGUACCUUCCACCCUGAGGAGCAUUUCUGCAGAGACAACACCCUGGAAGAGAAUCCGGGCCUUUCUUGGACGGAUUGGCCAGAACCUUCCUUAUUAGAAAAGCCAGAGUCCUCUCGUGGCAGGAGGAGCCACUCCUGGAGGUCCAAGGGUGUCAGAAUCACUAACAGCUGCAAAAAAUCCAAGUAACACCUUCUGAGUAGCUGCUAUCCCGCACAAUAGGGUAUGAAGCUGUGCUCCUCCAUCGGGUUUGGGGAGGGAACACUCUGGGACUGUGAGACAAGGAAGCAGGACCAGCAGUGAGUCUAUGAGCCAAGCAAAGAGAAGUCUCAGGGGAGCAUGAGGAGGGAGCAGCCCAGAUGCCAACAAGGAAAUGAGUUUAUGGCUACAAGAGUGCCUCUGCUUUCUCCUCCUCUCCUCCCACCAAGAUUCUUCCACCUUAAUCUGGUUUUCACAUGCCUCUUCUUCACCCAUGUUUGUUGUUUUGCAAUAAAGGUGUUCUCUCCA
Molecule: messenger RNA, 1371 nt
Organism: Cercocebus atys (sooty mangabey)
Lineage: Eukaryota; Metazoa; Chordata; Mammalia; Primates; Cercopithecidae
Gene: PHF7
Product: PHD finger protein 7
Exons: 8
Coding region: 370-1053 (227 amino acids)
Cellular component (GO): nucleus
Source: RefSeq, a predicted model, not a curated record